Capsicum annuum is the source of this 524-nucleotide messenger RNA. RefSeq lists its product as uncharacterized. NCBI's taxonomy places the organism in Eukaryota, Viridiplantae, Streptophyta, Magnoliopsida, Solanales, Solanaceae. The record is from RefSeq and is a predicted model, not a curated record.
UUUUAAACUCACAUCAAACAUAUGGUACCAUAAUUUUGAUUUUCUCAAUUUCAUCAAAACCUCCAAAUCUCUUUAACAAAAAUAAAAAUAAAAAUAUCUAAAGAAGUGUUAUCAUCUCUCUCUAGUAACUCAAAAUCAAUGGCUUCUUCUUGUUCUUCUCCUUCAACUUUCUCGUCAUUCAAUUCCCAAAUUACCCCUCUACUCCCAAUAAAUUACACAAAAACCCCACACACAAAAUUAUCAUUCUCAUUCUCAUCAUUGUCAGUAUCUUGUUUUGCAGCAAAACAACAAGAACAACAACAGACAGGGCCAGUAAAGAAGAAGCAACAACGUACGACGUCUUCGAGUAGUACUAAGAAGAAAAAGAAACCUGUUCAAGUUGAUGUUGAAGUUGAAGGAGAUAAAGGGGUUGAGUCUUUUCAAAGGUAUACUCCUUUGCCGUUACCAAAACCGCCAGCUGGGUUUGUCUUGGAUGAGCAAGGGAGUGUUCUCAUGGCUUCGAGCAAGCGUAUUGCUACUAUUGU